AUUUAAAGAAGGAAAGAAAGCUUCAGAGGGAGUAAUAUUUACACAAAAUUAAGAGAUCGUAAUUAAUUUUUUGGGGUCAACUACUGUGGGAAUUAACAAGUAGAGUUUGCAUGGCAACAUCUUCAAAUGGCGGUGUUCCGCCAGGGUUUCGAUUUCAUCCAACAGAGGAAGAGCUUCUUCAUUACUAUUUGAAGAAGAAGCUUUCAUUUCACAAGUUUGACAUGGAGGUUAUCAGAGAGGUCGACUUGAAUAAGAUUGAGCCCUGGGAAUUGCAAGAGAGGUGCAAUAUUGGAUCAACACCGCAAAACGAGUGGUACUUUUUCAGCCACAAGGAUAGGAAGUACCCGACAGGUUCAAGAACAAACCGAGCAACAAAUGCCGGUUUUUGGAAGGCUACAGGGAGAGACAAAUGCAUAAGAAACAGCUUCAAGAAGAUUGGUAUGAGAAAAACCCUGGUCUUUUACAGAGGAAGAGCUCCACAUGGCCAAAAGACUGACUGGAUCAUGCAUGAAUACAGGCUUGAAGAUGCCGACGAAAAUCAAAAUGAGGAUGGCUGGGUGAUUUGUAGGGUUUUCAAGAAGAAGAACCUCUUCAAAGUAACUGGAAAUGAAGGUGGCGCAGCAGCUUCAAGCCACCAACAACCUCCUCGAACCAGCUUCACACACAAUGAUCACAACCCAUAUCUACUACACCAACUACCGCUGCACGGCCAUGACUUAAACUAUUCCCAUAUCCCAGUUGCUACUGAUCUGCCACAAUACUAUUCACACAAUAAUACUAAUAUUCAAUUAGCACAAAACUUCAAGUCAUCAUUGGGAUAUCAUCACCAACACGAGUUCUCAUCAUCAGGCGCUCAGUCAGCACCUUGUGAGUCCGGCUUGGAGGUAGCAAGUCACGAUCAUCAUCAGAUCAAUAUGAAUAAUAAUGAUCAGUGGGGAGUUAAUAUUGAUCGCCAGCUUGUUGAUGAAGAUUCAUCCAAAGUUGCACUAGCUAUGGGAUUUGAUCAAUCUAAUCAAAUCAAUCAGCUUUCGCUGCGUGGAGAGAUGGACUUUUGGAGUUAUGGAAAAUAAAGCCUAUAUAUACACAAUUAUUCUUUGUAUUAAUCCUGUUUAAAUGAUUAUAUUUUGCGCAGUAUAUAUAUUGAAAAGACGUCUCACUUAAUUACCUAAUUAUAAGCUUGUUUGUGUACUACUAUUGGAUUCGGAAAAAAAAUUGUAUGUGAUCCUCCUUAUUUUCUGUUAGUUGUAUGCUAGCUAGUGAUCAUCACUGGAAUGUAAAUCU
Messenger RNA from Lycium ferocissimum, 1281 nucleotides. Its product is annotated as protein BEARSKIN2. The record is from RefSeq and is a predicted model, not a curated record. Gene Ontology annotation, molecular function: DNA binding. The transcript is spliced from 3 exons. Gene Ontology annotation, biological process: regulation of DNA-templated transcription. NCBI's taxonomy places the organism in Eukaryota, Viridiplantae, Streptophyta, Magnoliopsida, Solanales, Solanaceae. Bases 111 to 1070 code for a protein of 319 amino acids.